Molecule: messenger RNA, 1724 nt
Organism: Rhododendron vialii
Lineage: Eukaryota; Viridiplantae; Streptophyta; Magnoliopsida; Ericales; Ericaceae
Product: serine/threonine-protein kinase BSK1-like
Exons: 9
Coding region: 1-1500 (499 amino acids)
Biological process (GO): protein phosphorylation; brassinosteroid mediated signaling pathway
Molecular function (GO): protein binding; ATP binding; protein kinase activity
Source: RefSeq, a predicted model, not a curated record
AUGGGCUGCUGCGAAUCGGCGUUUUUGAAACAACCUAAUACAUCUGAGAAGGAUCAACGCAGGGGACAAAAAUACCCUAACCACCAUCAGCCCAACGGCACCGCCGCCGGUGCUGAGGCGUCCGGCGGCGUACCGGCCUUCGGCGAGUUCUCGCUCGCCGACCUGAAAGCGGCGACCAACAGCUUCAGCUCCGAAAAUAUCGUGUCGGAAAGCGGCGAGAAAGCCCCGAAUCUCGUGUACAAGGGUCGCCUCCAGAAUCGGCGAUGGAUUGCCGUCAAGAAAUUUACCAAAAUGGCCUGGCCUGACCCCAAGCAAUUCGCCGAUGAAGCAUGGGGUGUUGGGAAGUUGAGAUAUAAGAGGCUUGCCAAUUUGAUCGGUUACUGCUGCGAUGGCGAUGAGAGGUUGCUUGUGGCUGAGUACAUGCCAAAUGAUACCUUGGCAAAACAUCUAUUCCACUGGGAGAACCAAACCAUUGAGUGGGCCAUGCGUCUAAGAGUUGCUCUAUAUAUUGCUGAAGCGUUGGAUUAUUGCAGUACUGAAGGCCGCCCACUGUACCAUGACUUGAAUGCAUACAGGGUUCUCUUUGAUGAGAAUGGUGAUCCGCGGCUUUCAUGUUUUGGCUUGAUGAAAAACAGCAGAGAUGGGAAAAGUUAUAGCACCAAUCUUGCAUAUACGCCUCCAGAGUAUCUCCGAAAUGGAAGAGUCACUCCAGAGAGUGUUAUGUUCAGCUUUGGGACUGUGCUUUUGGAUCUUCUCAGCGGAAAGCACAUCCCACCAACUCAUGCUCUGGAUAUGAUACGCGGAAAGAACAUUCUUCUACUGAUGGAUUCACAUUUGGAGGGUAACUUUUCCACAGAAGAAGCUACUGCAGUUUUUGGCCUGGCUUCGCAAUGCCUGCAGUAUGAACCUAGGGAGCGGCCAAAUACUAAGGAUCUAGUUGCAACACUUGCCCCACUGCAGAACAAACCUGGCGUUCCAUCUUAUUUGAUGCUGGGAAUUCCGAAGGGUGAGGAAGCACCACCUACUCCACAAAACUCUCUUUCUCCAAUGGGUGAUGCGUGUACACGGAUGGAUCUGACAGCUAUUCAUCAGAUUUUGGUGAUGACACAUUACAAAGAUGAUGAAGGAACCAAUGAGCUAUCUUUCCAAGAGUGGACUCAACAGAUGAGAGAUAUGCUUGAGGCAAGGAAGCGUGGAGACUUGGCAUUUCGUGACAAGGAUUUUAAGGCUGCCAUAGAUUGGUAUUCUCAGUUCAUAGACGUGGGUACCAUGGUUUCCCCAACCGUAUUAGCUCGGCGAAGCCUUUGCUAUCUCCUUAAUGACCAACCAGAUGCAGCCCUCCGAGAUGCAAUGCAAGCACAAUGUGUGUAUCCAGACUGGUCCACAGCAUUCUAUAUGCAGGCGGUUGCCCUAGCAAAGCUGGACAUGCACAAGGAUGCAGCUGAUAUGUUGAGUGAAGCUGCUUCUCUUGAAGACAAAAAGCAACGAGGUGGUAGAUGAUCUUGAUAAAUAUCCCUGUAUUAUUCUUGCUAUAAAUCAAUUGUUGUUGUUGUUGUUGCUAAGCAAAUAUGCUGGGUUUAUGUACAACUUGAAUGAGGGUAUGUAGUGGUUGUCUGAAGAUGUACCAUAGAGGGAGAAGAUACACUUGUUUUUGGCUCGUAACAAUGUUUGUUUUUUACCUGAAAUUGUUUUAAGUAAUAAAUUUGCAUUACAUGUGUACAAAA